Messenger RNA from Arachis stenosperma, 756 nucleotides. RefSeq lists its product as uncharacterized. Lineage: Eukaryota; Viridiplantae; Streptophyta; Magnoliopsida; Fabales; Fabaceae. The record is from RefSeq and is a predicted model, not a curated record. The coding region runs from base 218 to 745 and encodes 175 amino acids. The transcript is spliced from 2 exons.
CUGCUAUUAAUUCUCAAAAUUAAAGUACCAUUCUUCAACUGAGUUCUGAAAAGUACUACACUUCUUUUGGGUUCUCUAUUUUUGCCGCUAAUAAGAACAUUCAGUUGGGGACGUAUACCUUCUUCUUUCUUCCUAUCAUACUUUCAUUCAGAUCCUUCAUUGGAUUAUCUAUCUUCCACAGUUUCAUCCAUUCUAGAUACGAGUACACAUUCACGAAAUGGCGAAUGAUAAUAUCCUUAAAAGAGAAGCAAAAUCACUAUCGGCCAUUGAGUGUGCGACGACGGCGGCGGCGGCGGCAACGGAGGUGGAGACAGUUUCGGCGGUGAAGUGCUGUUGUUGUGGAUUGGUGGAGGAGUGCACGGAGGCGUAUAUUACGCGCGUGAAGGAGCGCUACGUGGGCCGUUGGAUUUGCGGACUUUGUGGUGAGGCAGUGAAGGAUGAACGGUUGAGAUCAAGGAACAAAAGUGAGGAUGAGAGUAUUAUGAUGACAAUGGAUGAAGCAAUUAGAAGUCACAUGAAGUUUUGUCAACAAUUCAGGUCUUCAAUUAGUCCACCCAAUAACCCCACUGAGGAAUUCAUAAUUGCAAUGAAGAACAUCCUCUUUAGGACAUUGGAUUCUCCUAGGAAGGACAGUUUCAAUGGUUGUAGGCCACUAGGUAGAUCCCAAAGUUGCUUCUCAACCAUACAACCAACAACAACAAAAACUACUACUACUACUUCUCAAGAUCAGACACUUUCUGAGUGAUUAAUCAUUGU